Andrographis paniculata is the source of this 546-nucleotide messenger RNA. Its product is annotated as agamous-like MADS-box protein AGL61. Gene Ontology annotation, biological process: positive regulation of transcription by RNA polymerase II. The record is from RefSeq and is a predicted model, not a curated record. The transcript has a single exon. NCBI's taxonomy places the organism in Eukaryota, Viridiplantae, Streptophyta, Magnoliopsida, Lamiales, Acanthaceae. Bases 1 to 546 code for a protein of 181 amino acids. Gene Ontology annotation, molecular function: DNA-binding transcription factor activity, RNA polymerase II-specific; RNA polymerase II cis-regulatory region sequence-specific DNA binding; protein dimerization activity.
AUGGCAGGUAGGCAAACCAGGGGCCGACAGAGAAUCCCUAUCCAGUUCAUUGAAAGCCAGGACGACAUGUAUGCCACGUUUUCGAAACGUCGCCUUGGCCUUUAUAAAAAGGCCAGUGAGCUCAGCACCCUGUGCGGUGUUGACAUUGGAUUAAUUAUCUUCUCUCCUACGGGAAAUCCAUACUCGUUUUUCAGUCCGGGUGCGGAGGCGAUUAUGGAGAGAUACCGGAAUCCCGACCAGCCCGUAAGCGGCAUUCCUCAGUUCAUCGACGAUCAUUCUAGAACCCAACUCGUGCAGCUCAAUCAAGCGCUCGAUGAGGUUCUAGAAAUGAAAGAACAAAUCAAAGAUCGAGAGAAACAACUCGAUGAGGCUGAUGGAAUUCGCCCUAAGGGUUGGUGGGAACAUGUCCCCGUUGAGAGCCUGAAUGCGAACCAGGUCCUAACAUGGACCACUUGGUUCGAGAAUGUUCGGACCCAAAUUCGCACUCGGAAGGAGGAACUUAGGAAUGGCGCUGGUACUAGCGCCGCUCCCGGUUCCACCCGUUAG